UCAGCAAGAUGGCGGCUCGACGUUGCGGACGGCGUCAGUGAGGAGCGGUCCGGAGGACGGCGGCCAUCAGACACGUCAGUAGGGACCGAGCGAGCCUAGGCCCCAGCUCGGCGGGUGGGUGUCCUCGGGCCGGGCGUUGUUGUUGUUGCUGCCGCUGCCGCCGCCGCCGCCGCCCUGAGAUGAGCCGGGGUCUCGGGAGCGGGCCGGGAGGGUGAUCACCGCUUCGUUCGCCGGGGCAGAGGGGAACGAGACGCCCGCAGGAAGAUGAACCUUCACCAGGUCCUGACCGGCGCAGUCAACCCCGGGGACAGCUGUUUCUCGGUGGGCAACGUCGGCGAUGAACCGUUCACGGCCUAUGCUUCAGGGUGUGAUAUUGUGAUUUUAGCCAGCGAUUUUGAAAGACUUCAAAUUAUUCCUGGGGCCAAACAUGGAAAUAUCCAAGUUGGAUGUGUGGAUUGCUCCAUGCAGCAGGGAAAGAUUGCAGCAUCAUAUGGAAAUUUGAUCUGCAUUUUUGAGCCCACCUCCCUUUUAAAUCUGAAAACUAAGCGUUCUACACUAAAUUAUCAAUGGCAGAAGAAUGGACAGUUUGCACUGGAGUCAGUGGUACAUAACUUAGCAUGGGACCCACAAGGAAUUCGUCUCUUGACGGGUUCCAAUUCUUUACAGCUUUGGUCCAAUGGAAAUCUGGAAAUGAAUAUUAAUGAAGAGGAAGCUGCAGAUGAGACAGAUCCAAAUAAAGUUGGUGAUUGGAGAUGCAUCUGGGAGUCUAAAACUGCAUCUCCCAUCCAUCUGUUAAAGGUGUCUCCAGAUGGUGAAUUCUUUGCAACAGUGGGAAAGGAUGACUGCCUUGUGAAAGUGUGGUACAAUUCCAGCAGCUGGCAAUCAGCUGUGAUGACACCAGUCACACCAGCGGACAAGAAAGAAGGAGAUAUUGAUUUUUCCUUUGUAUAUUUAGCCCAUCCUCGGGCUGUGACUGGAUUCUCUUGGAGGAAGACCAGCAAGUACAUGCCAAGGGGCCUCACAUGUAAUGUCCUGUUGACUUGCUGCAGGGACAGUGUUUGUCGGUUAUGGGCAGAGACUUUACUCCCGAGUGAUAGUUUACUUUCUGGCGAAGGCCACACCCAGUGGUCUGAAUCUGUCUUUGCACCCAACAACCUCAAGAGGAACAUCUCCAGUCGGGAAAAGUUGAACAUCAGACCCUUUCGUAUAGGGAGAAGAAGAUCAUCUGGUCUUGUUGCACAUAGUGGAUAUUUACCCCAUCAACAGGAUGCACAUGAAGUCCAUAGGAAUGCACCUCUACAUGCAAAUUCACUUUGUCAUUUUCACAUUGCAGCCAGUAUUAAUCCAGCAACAGACAUUCCACUGCUGCCUUCCAUCACUUCAUUGAGCUUGAGCGAAAAUGAAGAAACUAAUGGACUCUUUGUGGUCCAUUGGCUAAACAACAAGGAAUUGCAUUUUACCUUGUCAAUGGAGGUCUUUUUACAGCAGCUACGAAGGAGCUUGGAGCAGCAAUCUCCAGAACCUGGAAUGGAAGACUUUGGACAAAAUGAGAGCAAAUCUGAUGAUGAAUUUGAUGAAAACAGUGAAUAUCACAAAGGAUUUGUGCAAUCUGUACUUUCAGACAAAAGUACUGGGGAAAAGACCUCAUCAGCUGUCAUGAUUGAUCAUAAAAUUGAAGUGCUAUUAGCAGAAUGGAACAAGAAUGCAGACAUGCUCUUCAGUAUUCAUCCUAUGGAUGGAUCUUUAUUGGUGUGGCAUGUUGACUGGCUGGAUGAGUAUCAGCCUGGGAUGUUUCGACAGGUGCAGGUUUCAUUUGCCUCUAGAAUUCCUGUGGCAUUCCCUACUGGUGAUGCAAACUCUCUGAGCAAGAGUAUAGUUAUGUAUGCCUGCACAAAAAAUGUAGACCUAGCUAUUCAACAAGGGAAACUGAAACCACCUGGCCUGACACACUCCACGUCGGGCAUGUUAAUCUCUGCUGGCCAAAAUAAAUCAUCUGGUAGUUUAAAGCUGAGCAUCUUCACACCUAAUGUGCUCAUGAUCUCAAAACAUGCAGAUGGAUCCUUGAACCAGUGGGCUGUCAGCUUUGCAGAGGAGUCUGCAUUUUCAACUGUCCUUGGCGUGUCUCAUAAGUCACGUUACUGUGGUCAUCGUUUUCAUCUCAAUGAUUUAGCAUGUCAUUCAGUUUUGCCCUUACUGUUGACUACUUCCUACCACAAUGCUCUCCGGACACCAGAUGGCGGAAGUCUGUACAAUGAAGGCAGGAGUUUUGACUCCUUUGAAUGCAAUGAUUCAGUAUCAAGAAACCAAAGGGAAAAUGGUACAGCAGCUACAUUCCAGGAUUCUAAUUCAAUAUACAGUGAACUAAUUCUGUGGCGAGUAGAUCCAGUCGGGCCAUUGUCGUACUCUGGAGGGGUGUCGGAAUUGGCCAGAAUCAAUUCCCUUCACGUUUCAGCCUUUUCAAAUGUGGCUUGGCUGCCAACUCUAAUCCCAAGUUACUGUUUGGGCACGUAUUGCAACUCUCCUAGUGCUUGUUUUGUGGCAAGUGAUGGUCAUUAUUUGCGAUUAUACCAAGCUGUUAUUGACGCUAAAAAACUUUUAAGUGAGCUUUCCAAUCCAGAAAUCGCUAGAUUUGUUGGAGAGGUUUUCAACAUUGUAAGCCAGCAGUCAACAGCAAGACCAGGCUGCAUUAUAGAACUAGAUGCAAUCACUGAGCUUUUUGGGAAAGAGACUCAGUUACUUCACGUCUUUAAGGAGGAUUUUAUAUUAGUUAAUCAACCCAAGAAAAUGCAGCAAAAUGAAAAACAGACUUCUGAUGAAACCAGUUCACAACAGGAAACAGAAGAACUACAAGAUGGGUUUUCAGAAAAAUUCUUUUUGGUGGUAAUUGAGCAUAAGCAGAACAACCACUCAGUGCUGCAUAUGUGGCAUUUACACUUGAAAUCCGAUCAGAUCUCUGUUGAUAAUGCUGCUGAAAUUUCUGUGUCUCCGCCAGAGCAACAGAAUGGCUUCUCCUCUGAAAAAUUGCAAUCUCCGUUCUUCAAAAAAUACCAGGCUUGUAAAGCAAAUUUACAGAGUGCCAGUAGAUUAGCGCUCGUCUCAAAAAGAGUUUACAGCCAAGAAUUGGCUCUGCCAGAGGGCGUUGAAAUUAUUAGAGCUACUCCCUCUGCAGGGCACCUGAGUUCGUCGUCAGUUCAUCCAGCAUGCCUUGCUCCAUAUCUUCUGGCAACUUCUUGCUCAGAUGGAAAAGUCCGAUUCUGGAGAUGUAAAGUGUCAGCUCGUUUGGUAUCUUCAGCAGCUGGGGAUGGUAUGGAGAGUAAUCUUGCCUAUUCUUGGGAAGAAUGGCCUUUACUGAUUGAAGAAGGACUUCAGAACAGUAGUGCUGUUAGUGUACCAGGAAGGCCGGUGGAUGUAAGCUGUUCGUACACAAGCCGGCUAGCAGUGGCUUACAAACGGACAAUACCAGUUAAUGGACAUUCCAGUAAACACUUCACCAUGCAUGUGGGUAUAUUUGAAUGCGAAUCAACUGGAGGCUCACAAUGGGUUCACGAACAGACAAUCCACUUGAAUGACUCAAGUCACACCGGUGCCAUGUUGGAUCCAAGAAUUAGUAUAGAUAGUAACUUAGUGGUUUAUAAUAAACAUGAGUCAUAUCUGACCGAUGAUCAUCAAAUGACUUUUGAUGCAAAACCUCUGGUUCACUUAGAUUGGGUCUCCAAGGAGGAUGGAUCUCAUAUCUUAACUAUAGGAAUUGGAUCUAAACUUGUAAUGUAUGGACAGGUUUCUGGAAUUAUACAAAACCAAACAAAGAAAGAAGCACCAGCAGUUUUCUCUCUGUCUUUAUGGGAUAGUGCCAAAGAAGUUUCUCAAUCUAGGUGGGUGCUUCUCAGAAGUGUGGAUUUGGUUUCUUCAGUGGAUGGAUCAUUGUCAUUGCCAGUUUCACUUUCUUGGGUGCGUGAUGGUAUCCUAGUGGUGGGGAUGGAUUGUGAAAUGCAUGUUUAUUCACAAUGGCAACCUCCUGACAAAUUGGAUCCAGUGAUUAAUGACGCUGAAAGCGGUAGUACUCCUUCAAUAGUUAGUCUAGCAAAAUACGGCAGUGCAAAUGGUUCCAACCCUUACUUGUACAGAAAAACCCUAGCAAGGUCAGUGACUGGGCUUGCUCAGAAAUUUGGUGGCAAAAAAUUUCCAUUUCAUUGGAAUAUUGAAAUGGAGGACUCUGGCCUUUUUGAAGCAUCUCAUGAUUUAUCUCCCACUCUGCCUCAAUACCAUCCUUUGCAGCUUUUGGAGUUAAUGGACUUGGGUAAAAUCAGACGAUCCAAAGCCAUCCUGUCUCAUUUAGUCAAAUGUAUUGCAGGAGAAGUAAUCACCGUCAGCGAUACUGAAACUAGCCACGAGCGACGACUCAGAUCUCUAACAAUUAGUGCAAGCGGCAGCACGGCAAGAGAUCCCUUAACCCCAAAUAAAAGUGAAAAUCCUGACUAUACAGAAAUAGACUCUAUCCCUCCUCUUCCUCUAUGUGCACUUUUAGCUGCUGAUGAAGAUAUUUCUCACACCACUUUUGAAAAACCGAGCAAACGAGCUAAUAUCAGCAAGAAAAACGAAAGGCAUUCAACAGGAAGCAACUAUGAUGAAUUAUUUGCCAUGUCCAGGGUUGGUACAGAUGACCUUGAUAGCUUCAAUGUUGAUGAAGACAAGCCGAAGGUUAUUGAUCUUUCUCAGUACAGUCUUACCUAUUUUGGUCCUGAGCAUGCUCGAGUACUAUCUAGUCAUUUGCUUCAUUCCAGUCUGCCUGGUCUUACCAGUAUGGAGCAAAUGUUUUUAAUGGCACUCGCAGAUACCAUGGCAACUAUCAGCACUGACAUCGGAGAAAGCAGAGAGCGAACCCAAGGCGGAGAUACCCUUGAUGAAUGUGGAUUGAGGUUUCUUUUAGCCAUGCGGCUCCAUACAUUUCUGUUGACAUCACUACCUCCAGUCUAUCGAGCACAACUUCUUCGUCAAGGUUUGUCUACUUGUCAUUUUGCCUGGGCCUUUCAUUCAGAGGCAGAAGAGGAGUUGCUAAACAUGAUCCCUGCAAUGCAGAGAGGAGAUCCCCAUUGGUCAGAGCUUAGAGCCAUGGGAGUCGGCUGGUGGGUGCGCAGCACAAACAUCCUUCGCAGAUGUAUAGAAAAGGUUGCCAAAGCUGCAUUCCAGAGAAACAAUGAUCCUUUAGAGGCAGCUAUAUUUUAUCUUGCAAUGAAGAAAAAGGCUGUAUUAUGGGGUCUGUUCCGGUCUCUUCACGACAGAAAAAUGACAGAGUUUUUUGGGAAAAAUUUCCAUGAUGAUAGGUGGAGAAAAGCUGCAUUGAAGAAUGCUUUUGCAUUGUUAGGUAAACAACGAUUUGAGCAGUCGGCAGCUUUCUUCCUUUUGGGUGGUUCCCUUAAGGAUGCAGUUGAGGUUUGCCUUGAAAGACUUCAUGAUGUUCAGUUAGCUCUAGUAAUCGCACGAUUAUAUGAAUCGGAGUUUGAAGUGUCAUCCACCUAUAAAUCUAUACUAAUCAGAAGGAUCCUGGGCUUUGAUGCAAAGAGCAAAGAUUUUAACCUUUCUCUUAGAAAUUCUGACCCUGUUUUGCGGAGUAUGGCAUAUUGGAUAUUGGAAGAUUACACCAACUCUCUGAAUACACUGUUGGAGCAGGGGAUGAGGGAAAGUGAUGAUUCCAGUGGAGCAACAGAAUGCAUCAAGCCUACUUCGUGCAACCCUGGUGUAUUUAAUUUCUACAACUAUUUGCGAACCCACCCCCUUUUGUUGCGACGACACUUUGCUUCUUCAGAGAAGACAGCAUCACAGAUGGGAUUAACUGUGGAAAGUGGUCUGGCAGAUAAAAUCAGCUUAGCUGAAAGAAGAUUGUUCUUUGCAACUGCAAAUGCACAUUUUAAAGCUGGCUGUCCAAUGUUAGCCCUUGAAGUCUUGUCUAAGAUGCCAGCAGUCACCAUGAAGCCAAAGAUUUUACAAAAUAAAAUAAGUUCUUAUUUCACUAUUAGUCCUUCAUUAGAAGAGUCUAAACCUAAAGUUUUGGAUUGUGAUUGCUCCUCACCAACAGUAAAUGGCAUGGAAUCUAAAGCCUCUUUUGAUUGGCUGUCAAAUGGACAAUCCAGUUCAUCUCUUAGUUUCGAUUGGAGUCAAUCUUCUCUAACUAUUGAAGAACAGCCACUGGAAUCAAAAUGGGAUAGUGAUCAAGAUGAUGAACUGGAAGAGAAUGGCCUGUCAAUGAAGGAGAUAAAUCCACCAUGUUCUGUUGCUGAGAAGGUGGAACAAGAAAGUUACUGUAAUUUCUCCAGUUCAGCUGAUGAUUUGUUAAGUCCAUCGGAAGAUGUCAUCGCCGCACAGUUAAAAUUUGGAGCUUGCUUGAAGAUACUUACAACAGAGCUGCGUACAUUGUCCACUGGAUAUGAGAUUGAUGGUGGCAAGCUCCGCUACCAAUUAUACAACUGGCUUGAGAGAGAAGUUAUAGCUUUACAGAAAACAUGUAAUUACAAUAUUGAUCUGGAAGUUAUGAAAGAUAGCUUUGAAGGUAUCUGGGAUGAAGUACCUAACAAUGGACAAGCAGAAAAUGGAGCUAUUGACCAGCAAAAGUCAUUUCACCAGCAAGAAUACUUGCAGCGUAGGAGACUGUGGCUUCUGCAAAACCAGUCCCUUCUAAGGAUGUUUCUUAGCUAUUGUAGUCUUCAUGGGUCUCAUGGCGGAGGCCUAGCAUCAGUUAGAAUGGAGUUGAUUCUUCUUUUACAGGAAUCGCAGCAGGAGCAUUCGGUGAAAGAGGCUACUAGUCCUUUGAUGCAACUUGCAUCAAUACCCCUCCUGUUUGCCUGCACUGCAAGUGCUAAGACUGUGGUGGCUAACCCUAGACUCCAUCUGAGCAACCUUACUCAUGACAUUGUGCAUACCAUUGUGGAAUUUGAUUCUCCUCCGCAUCCAGACAUCAGAAAUAACAAGAUCUAUGUAAUGCACACUGUAGCAGCAUCUCUGUCUGCUUGCCUCUACCAAUGUCUUUGUGAUGGCCACAGUUUCAGUUCUUCAUUUGAAAACCAGUUGACUGGAAUGGUCUACCAGAGCUUUCUGUUUUCACAGCAACGUUCAAACCGAGCAGCCAGCUUAGAUGGCGCAGUAACUCCCAAUACUUCCCCAGACCAAUGGCCAGGCAUAAAGGAACUAAUUAAUCUCUUGAAUUCUGCUGGAGAUGAGGAUAAGCCCAAAUUGACAGUCCUACUCUGUGAGGUAUUGACAGCAGUUUACCUUAGUCUUUUUGUUCAUGGCUUGGGAACACACUCCAGCAAUGAGCUAUUCCGCCUUGUAGCUCAUCCUCUUAACAGCAAAAUGUGGCCUGCAAUUUUUGGUGGAGGUGUCCACAUUCCUGUGAAGAACCAAAUCCAACCUAAGCCUGUUACAGCAGUUACUCCUCCCUCUGAUAAGCAUCACAGCCAUUUUAAACGCAGAGUAUCAAAAACAACAAACAGAGAAUCCAGAACAUCCUCUCACAGUCCUCCUCCAGCUGUCAGUCAAGAGAUUUCAGUCUAUAAGGAGAAGUUCAUCCCUCCUGAGCUGAGUAUCUGGGAUUACUUUAUAACAAAGCCCUCCCUUUCCCCAGCACACAGUAAAAUUGAAUAUGAUUCAGAAGAGAGCCAGGGCAGUGAUGAUGAGGAAGAUGCUUUUGCUUCAGACGUACAGCUUCAGGAACAUUCAAAUCCAAAUUCAUUCAGCUGGUCACUGAUGCGAUAUGCUAUGGUGCAGCUGGUGCUACAUAAUUUGAAGAACUUUUACCCAAUGGCAGGGCUGGAUCUUUCAGAACUCCCUGUUUGUUCCCCAUCAUGCCACGCAAUUUUAAAAACUCUUCAACGUUGGGAACAAGUAUUGCUUCGGCGCCUUGAAUUAUUUGGCGGCCCUCCUCCAGACUUCAUCUCAAUGCAUGCCAGUGAAGGCACAAUCUCUUCAGGUCCUGCUCUUCUCGUCCACAAAGCAUUGCUGGAACCCACCAAUACACCAUUUAAGUCAAAACACCAUACUGUACUUCCUGUAAAGAGACUUUGGCAAUACCUCGUCAAACAGGAAGAAGUACAAGAGAUCUUCAUUAGAAAUAUUUUCACAAAAAAGAGAUGCCAAAAUGAGCAGUCAGUAGACACUUCCAAUGAAACAGUCAGAAAUUCUAUGAUGGAGGAACCUAGCAUCGACAAGGUGGAAGCUGAUUCUGGUUACCCUGGUGGAAGGGCAAGGAUUGUCCAUAAAGAAUCUGACAUUAUUACAGCAUUUGCGAUUAAUAAAGCUAAUCGGAACUGUGUUGCUAUAGCCACAAGUCAUGAUAUCCAGGAGUUAGAUGUGUCUGCUAUCCUGGCUACCCAGAUCUACACUUGGGUUGAAGAUGAGUUUGAACUGGAAUCAAAAGGAUCAGAUGAGUUUCUGGUGGUCCAUGCUAGAGAUGAUUUUGGUGAUUUGCAGUGCAGCACACCCUAUACUCCCAGUGUUCCUGGCACCCCAAUAAAUAUGCCAUGGCUUGGCAGCAUGCAGACUGGCCGAGGAGCAUCUGUGAUGAUCAAGAGGAAUAUGAAUAAUGCCAGGAGGAUGGCUUCACAUCCAACACUACCUUAUUAUCUAACUGGUGCUCAGGAUGGUAGUGUUCGAAUGUUUGAAUGGGGUCACUCACAGCAACUAGCAUGCUUUCGACCUUCAGGCAAUUCCAGGAUAACCAGAAUACGAUUUAAUCAUCAGGGUAAUAAGUUUGGCAUCGUUGAUGGAGAUGGAUUCCUGAGCUUCUGGCAAACAAAUCCAAUUGCUUUAGGAGCUACACCAAAACCUUACCUGACCUGGCAGUGCCACAACAAAACUGCAAAUGAUUUUGUUUUUGUUAGUUCGUCUACUUUAAUAGCAACAGCAGGACAGUCUAGUGACAACAGGAAUAUCUGCCUCUGGGAUACACUUGUGCCACAAACCAAUAGCCUAAUUCAUGCUUUCACCUGUCAUGAUAGUGGAGCCACCGUGUUGGCAUAUGCAUCAAAGCAACAACUUUUGAUAUCAGGAGGAAGAAAAGGAUACAUUUGUAUAUUUGACCUACGUCAGAGAUUACUGCGUCAAACUUUUCAGUCUCAUGAUUCACCUAUCAAAGCAAUUGCUGUAGAUCCAUCAGAGGAAUACUUCAUUACAGGGUCUGCCGAGGGUAAUAUGAAGGUUUGGAGCUUGUCUACCCACAGCCUGAUUCACACAUUCUCAAAUGAGCAUGCUCGCCAAUCACUCUUCAGAAACAUAGGAACAGGAGUCAUGCAAGUAGAAACUGGUCCAGCAAAUCAUAUGUUCUCGUGUGGAGCUGAUGGAACCAUGAAGAUGAGGAUCCUGCCAGAUCGUUUUAGCACAGGGACUGGGAAAUUAGAUAUCUGGCAAAAUGAUGUUAGAUUUAUACUAUGAUAGCGACGUCGUCAACAUAGCCCCUCGACUUAAAUUCAGAGCUGAAAUAUUCUGCGUGUUAAGUGUAGGGAGAACAUUGCUGCCACAGAGAGAUGUGUUGAGCUGAAGUGGAGAUUUUCUUUCUUGUUUUAAUUCUUAAUGCACUGAUGCCUUAAGAAGAUUGUAAACUUUUGAAUUUUGUUAAUAAUUAAAACUAGGAAUUCUUGAAUCUAAAUGUGUCAAAAUGUAAGAAUGAUGUAAUUUUAUUGUACAAUAAGGUAAAAUGUGUUGCUGCUAAAAAAAAAAAGCUUUUCUUCGUUGAUACAGGUUGCCGGUAUUUUUUGAAGUGUCAAAUGUACAGCACUCUAAAGAGAAUCAAAUAGUACAAGAUACAAUAAUUAUCUUUUUUAAGCUUGUAUUAAGAGUUUGUACAUGAUAAGGUGAUCUGAACUGUGACCAUUCCUUGUUUAUUUGCCUUAGGAAGCCCCUGAAAUACAAGCUAUAGAUACUUAUUUUUUUGCUUAAAAUCUUCAAACAGGAGAACAUAGCUAGUGUUCCAGGUGUUUGUGGCAAGGGAGAAUUUAAAAAAAAACCAUGCACAGCAUUUUACAAUAAAAUGGAAGGCAAAAGUAUAAAAAAAAGAAAUCCUUUGUCUUGAGCUAUAGCUGUAAAUGUGAUCCACUAAAGUUUAAAUGGUUCUUCCACUGAGACAAUAAUAUCUAAAUUAAUUGUUAUCUCUUUUUGUGUGCAAGCAUACAUAGCCAUAGGGAACUGCAAGCAGCCGCUACUGCCAGUGCCACUUUGUAACAGUCCAAUAAUGGGUGUAUUGCUGUCGAGCCAAGAUUACUCAAUAUCUGAAUUUAAAAAGAUUAGUAACCCAUGAUGUGGGGAAUCAAGGACACGCAGCUGCAUCCUACAGUCCAUUAUGCAAUGUAUUGGUAUGAAAGAAAAUUGUUUUAAAACAUUUUUUGACCUAAACUAAGUAGUUAAAGCUCUAUUGUGAGUUCUGUUAGUAAAAGAUUAGAAAACCUUUGCUGCAAUAAGACAGUAAAUGGACAUCGAACAUUUAUCUUGAACAUCCUAGGUUAGAAAGGAUUAAUGAUAUGCAGAGUUGUUCAAUUUAAAAAAAAAAUGUAUCUUUUAUAUGGUCAAAUGUUUAAAUGCAAUGCUUGAUGGAAAAUAAGCCAAAACCAGACUAAUGGUUGGAGCUUUCCUUUCCUGAAAGCAAGUUGAAGUAAAAGUUGCAUAUUUAUAAACUGCUAAUUGAUUAUCCUUUGUUAUGACUAAAUGUAUAGCGUGUGAAGGAAUAAUCACUUCUAAAGAUAAAUUUUGAGCAAAUGCCCUCAGCUUCAACUUCUAAUAUUUACCUUUGCAUAUGUUAUGAUUCAUUACAUUCAGCAUUCCUGUUCUAAAACAAAAGCAAAAUUUCCAUACUUCUGAUUUUUUAAAAAAAACAUUUUUUAUGCUUUUUGGAUGUUUCCCAUCUAAUGUCAUGUACCAGUACCAGUGAGGGAAGGUUGACAGUUCCCCUAGACUUACUCCACCUUCCUUUUCCGUGUCAACUGAAAAGACAUGAAUGGAAGUGGAACCAUGAUUACUUGACCAUCCUAUUUUGUUUUAAUUCCCUCUCCGCAUAAGGAACAUUUGCCCUUGCCAGCAUGUACUGAUCAAACUGACGAAUCAGGUAUUCAGAACAUUGGAAAAUGCUGAGCUAAACCUCUACCUUACCAAUUUACCUAUCAAAUUCGUAAUGUUACUGGUUCACUUUUUAACUAGUCAUUUUUGUGUAAAUCAAUUUACUUUUAUAAAAGAAAGGUAAGCACCAUCUUUUUAGACCAACUAAAAGGAUAUGUGUUAGGAUUAAUGAAUUGCACUAGCACUAUGUUAGUCAAACAGCAGCUACUUCAUUACAAGAUCCAGAUGUAAAAGUAUACAGCAGUACAAAUUGAACCUUGUACAAUUGGAAAACUUCCUUAUAUUCCAUCAAAUGCAGGAAUAAUUAUAACUGCUUUUUAAAAAAUAUAUAUAUUUGCUAUUGUUUCAUGCACACCCAAUAUUGGAAAUAAUCAUUUUUAGGUAAAAGAUCAUAGCAGUUCACUUAUUGUGAAUGAAAGCACAUUGUUUUAUAAGUGUUGACAACCUGGGUUAUAAAACAAAUAAAGCAUUUUGUGUAUUGCUUAGCAAAGAGGAAUAAAAUCUUAUGUUUUUGUAAUGGGUUCACUUUUUAAUACGCAGUUGGCAUAUGCCACAGUGUGUGUUUGAAGUAUAAGAUUAAGCAUGAAGUCAAGUGCACAUGUAACCUUAACUGAUCACAGUUUUAUGUAUCUAUUAAUUUCAUUAAUUAUAUGAAUUCUUGCUUUGCAAAUGUUUUCAUAUAUAGGCAUUACAUGCACGCAUUUACAUUCAUCAUAGUAUAUAUAAAGGACUUAUUCAGGGUUGUAUUUUUUUUUUCGUUAUAUACUCAGGUCUUUGCUUUAAAAUGUUUCAGUAUAAUUAAAACACUUAUUGGUAAAACUUAAUUUUAUCUGUCAGAUAAUCGCGUUUGUUUAUUUAAUAGGUAAGAGUAUAACAACAGAAAGGAAGAGUACAGAAGAAUCAAAUCUUGGUCAUUUUAAUUGUGCAAUAAAAUGUAUUAAUUUUAUUAUAGAGCAAAAUUUAUGAAAUACUAUUGAUAUAUCUGAAAAAAAACUUUUUUUCCUCUUUCCUACUUAUAUGGAAUAUGCUGUAAUAAUUAAUUUCAAAGAAAAUACUGCACAGCUUAAUCAUUAUCAUUGACUCCUAAAUUACCCAGAGAUUUUGAACUCAGCACCUAAAGUAAAAAUUAGCCUUAUGCUUUGAAUCAUAAUAAAAGAGAAAUAUGUAAUUCCAAGUUAAAAAUUACUGGUGCUCAGCUUCUGGUUAUAUUAUCAGAGGCUGGCUGUACUGAAUUUUCUUCAAACAGAAUUAUGUCAAUCAUGUUGUACUUAACAUAAAUAAUUGUUUCAAUAAAACAGCUAUAGAAGGAAAAA
Molecule: messenger RNA, 12407 nt
Organism: Carcharodon carcharias (great white shark)
Lineage: Eukaryota; Metazoa; Chordata; Chondrichthyes; Lamniformes; Lamnidae
Product: dmX-like protein 1
Exons: 45
Coding region: 265-9420 (3051 amino acids)
Biological process (GO): vacuolar acidification
Cellular component (GO): RAVE complex
Molecular function (GO): protein binding
Source: RefSeq, a predicted model, not a curated record